AUGUCGCAAACCUGUCAAAGUUUGAAUGGGCACUUUUUGCUUGAUUUUUAUCCACAUGAAUAUUUAAAUAGCAAGUUGCGUGUCACUGCUGCUACUUUGUGGAUACAGCUUCGAUAUUCACCUACUUUGCCAGUUGAAGCUCGAGCUCAGUUGAGAAACAAGCAUGUCACCUUAUAUGCUUUUCGAGUGGGAAAUAGUACAGAACAACUAUCCCAUGUAACAUCCUAUCAUCAAGGCACCGCACAUGCUGGAUGGCGUAGGCUUGAUGUCGGAGAGGUUGUUCAACAAUGGCUUUCAGGAAAUGAAAGUCGUGAAAAAUUAACAUUACUCGUAGACUGCACGGGUUGCAAUUCCAAGUUAGAAAUGGUGCUUUUUAAUGAGGAAGAAUCCUCUAAUUUUUCAAAUUAUGCGACAGCUACUGCAACUACUAGAAGAAUAAGACAUGGGGGACAUGAUCAACAACUCAUAAGUUUAAGACCGUUUUUAGCUGUAGCGACAGAGGCUACUGAACAGAAACGUUCUAGAAGACAUUCAAGGACUUGUGGUGAAACUCCGAGUAACUGUUGCAAGAAAAACUUAUACGUCAGCUUUAAAGAUUUGGGGUGGGGUGAUUGGAUUAUUGCUCCUAAGGGAUAUUACGCAAAUUUUUGCAUGGGAAAUUGUAUUGGCAGAAGGACUUAUUCCUCGCAUCAUAAUUUUCAUUCUCACAUAAUAGAGGAAUACCGUAAUCGCAAUCCUUAUGCUUCCAUACAGCCGUGUUGUGCUCCAACAAAAUUAUCAUCAAUGUCUUUAAUAUAUUUUGACGCAGAUAUGAACAUUAUAAAAACUGAUUUACCAAAAAUGAUAGUAGAUGAAUGUGGGUGUAUUUGAAAUAGAAAAAUUUGUAGUUUUUUCCUGAAGCGGGUCUUCGGAUUGUAUAAGCCAUUAAAGAAAUCACUGCCAUAGAUUACACGGAAUAUGAAAGAAUAGCUUUUAAAUAUUUUAUAAAAUGAUGCAUUCAAAAACGUAUAGCGACGAUUGAUUCGAAUAUUAAAAAGAAACUAAAUUUAACUUAAAUGUAAAAUACUGGUAGUUAUCGUUUUUCAUUUUAUUUUUAUCUAUACUAAUUAUAUAUCAUUUAGUAAUAGAAACAGAAUAAUUUACUUAAAAACAAACAAGUAAGUUUAUUAGGCAUGACAAGUUAAAAUAUAAUCUAUUUUAACCCAUGGAAACAGCAUUUCUGAUCUCUGUAGCAACACUGAAAUUUUCUCAUAUCAAAUCUGUAAAAAAUAUAUCAAGCAUCGUGAUCAAUGCUAUUGCUAAUUGAAGGACCCAUAUGCGUAUACAAUACCGAAACUUUUAAUUUCUUUCGCAUCUAAUUCAAGCUGUUUCAACAGCUUUCUCACAAAAAAAAGUCAGAGUUACAGUAUUAGAAGCUGUUUUUAUUACACGUAAAAAUUCGUUUAAAUAUGCAUUGCAGAUCAGUUUUAACUUAAUUCCUUAUUUUAAAUUUUUUUUUAUUUAUUAUGAAUAAUUGACAAUCUUCCUAACAAUGAAGUGCCAAAGUACUAAGAACGCUUUCCAAACAUCAAGUAUUAAACUUAUUCGUGAUCAGCAUUAAAAAUUUAGCACUGAAACAAAAAAAAAUAAACUUUUUAAGUUUUCCAUUUUCAGAAUUAAGACUUUAUUGUCGUUUCAAAAAGUUAAAAUCAAUGAUAUAUUCAAGAAAAUCAUGCAAAUAUCAACGAAAUUAUGAGUAGAGAUUAUUGAGUAUUAAUAACGAAAUAAUAAAUAGUAAAUUUAUCAUUUAUCUUAUAUACCAUCAAUAGGUGUAGCUUUGGCCUACGAAACAUAAAAAAAGAAUGUAUGUGCUACAUCUAGAAAGUGAUUACCACUUAUUUGUUGCACGGGCUGUCUCAUUGAACACAUUGAUCUUUUGCCCCAAGGAGCAUGUUCAUUCCUUUUCGUUUGUUGGGUCAAAGUUGCCUACGAAGACCAAAGUUACCCCCAUUUGAUGGCAGUUUUCGUUUAAAAAUGGAAAUAACGCAAAUAUUAAAAUACUUUAUAUUUUUCAAUUUAAAGAUAAUAUUUCUCAAUAAAAAUAUGCAAAAAAUUAUAAAUACUAUUGAAAUAAUUCUGCAUGUGAAUGAUUUUCGCUAAGAUAUUUUUAAAAUAAUGAUAGUUAACAAUGUCUCAAAGGAGUAAUACUUAGUUUCAGGCAUGGAGUGAAACUUCUUGGAAUAUGCUUUGUUUAGUUCGUUUUUAAUUUUUUUGUAAUUGUCUGCUUUUGCAAUGAUGAUUUCGCAAUUGUUCUGAAACCCGAAGGUUUAGUCAGCAUAACAAUAGAUAGCUAUUUACUUAAUUUUAUAAUCAUUAAAUGUUUUUAUAAAGCAAAUAUUGAAAAUUCUCAUUAAUCAGUUAAACAAGUUUAUUUAAUUGAAAUUAACAGCUUUACAAUUAUUUUAUACCAAAUUCAUAAAUAAACAAAUUAAUGGCGAAAUGCAAAAAUGUUCCUGUAAAAAUGUAGAAAUUGUGAUUUCUAAAAGUCAGAAUUUCGAAACAAUCUAAGGAGUAGUAAGUGAAGACUUUGGAAGAAUAACAUGUUAAGUAAAAUUUUUAAAGAACUCGUAAUUUUGAGUAUGAGAGCAUAUUAAUAUAGUCCGCUGUAUGCGCAAAUCAGUAGCUGUCCUCAUAAGAAAAGAAAAACAGUAUCUCUACAAAUAUUUAUUUCGAAAUAAUGCAGAUUUUGGUAAACAGACCUGAGCAUCCAUGAAAAUAUGAAUAUAUUCUCGAUUUCUUUAAUUGUGUUGUAAAACUAUGCAACAAGUAUGAGGAACCCAAUAAAGGAGAAAACUAAAAAUAAAAAAAAACUGGGGACACGGCUAUCUUACUUAAAACGGAGAAAUUUAUUUUCAGUCUUCAACUAAGUCUAUAAUUAAAGGGAAAAUAUACUUUAUAAACUGCGUUUUCUGGUAUAUUUACGCAUUUUAAAUCUAAUUUCUAAUGUAUAUUAGAAUUUAAAUCUGAAAUCUGAUCAAAUUCAAAAAAUUUUCAUUCUUUCACUUAACUCUUCAACAGGAAAGUAUGUAUUACGUUACUUCUACAUUCCUAUCAUUCUAAAGUGUUCCGUCCUUCACAGCGAGUCAUUUUUGUGAUAACAUUCACUUUUAUUGCUAUUUUCUGAGAUUCAUGCAUUACUGUGGUAUAUUUUAUUCAUUCAUGUUGAUUGGGAGCAAUUUCCCAAGCUUUAUAGCUUGAAGCUUCUGCAAAUGAAUUAAAUGUGAUAAAAACUGUUCGUUCAGAUGUAGGCGGUAGACUUGAGCUUAAGAAAAAAGCAUUUAUAUUCCCCUACUUCUGUGGUAUUUAAUGACUGUGAUGAAAUGUUUUCUGUCCACGCCAUGUGUGUCUAUUGGGUACAGAUUCAACGUUUGUGUUAUAAUUGUAAUAAAAAAGUUAAUAAAAUAAGUUCUGUAAAAAAA
Messenger RNA from Parasteatoda tepidariorum (common house spider), 3458 nucleotides. The record is from RefSeq and is a predicted model, not a curated record. Lineage: Eukaryota; Metazoa; Arthropoda; Arachnida; Araneae; Theridiidae.